Tigriopus californicus is the source of this 1896-nucleotide messenger RNA. RefSeq names its product solute carrier family 2, facilitated glucose transporter member 3-like. Gene Ontology annotation, molecular function: hexose transmembrane transporter activity. The transcript has 3 exons. The coding region runs from base 358 to 1830 and encodes 490 amino acids. The record is from RefSeq and is a predicted model, not a curated record. Lineage: Eukaryota; Metazoa; Arthropoda; Copepoda; Harpacticoida; Harpacticidae. Gene Ontology annotation, cellular component: membrane. Gene Ontology annotation, biological process: monosaccharide transmembrane transport.
UGAGCUUGCAUACAUUUGCUUGCUCUUAUUUUAAACACAAUUCAUCUUGGCCGUAGCAUCCAUGAUCCAGCUAUCGGCAUCAGGAGACCAAAUAGCCACAAUAUUUUCAGGACAAACCUCCGUUUCAAGGGUAGCAGAUAUUUGACCCCACCACACCGUCGAUCGACCACAUUUGAAGGCUGUCAGAGCAGGACAAGUAAUACCCUAAUCCACCUUGCUGUUGAAUGAUGUUCCGUAUCGUCUCGCACGCUUACUUUCUCAAAAGGGCCCCAAGUUUUGGUUACUGAAUGCAAAGGCCCACACCGAUUCAAUCGCUCAUCCCCUUCCCCCCCAAGACGAUUGGUUCCAGGACUUAAGAUGGACAUAAAUGGCAGGGUUUGGUCGGAAGUGACAUGGAAUCUAGUGUUUACCGUCAUUGUGAUCGGGUUCGGAUCGGGUUUCCAACACGGCUACAACACAGGUGUAUUGAACGAGAUCCAAAAUGUCACGACCACUUGGAUUCGCAAUUGCGAGGAGCCAUCCUCGUCCAUUUGGGAGAACCGCGAGGUUUGCGACUACACUUGGAUGGAAACCACUUUCAUUUGGGCCCAGAUCGUGUCCACAUUUUGUUUGGGAGGCAUGAUGGGUGGGUUGGCUGUCGGAAUUAUGUCCAACAAUUGUGGAAGAAAGUAUUCGUUGCUUUUCAACAACGUAUUUGUCUUGGGAGGCGGGGCCCUCAUGUUCUUCUCACAAUGGCAACAGUCCUAUGGUAUGUUGAUUGGAGGCCGAUUUCUCAUCGGAAUCGCGGCUGGAAUCGCGGCGGGUAUCACACCCAUGUAUUUGUCCGAAAUUUCCCCUCGAUCCGCUCGCGGCGCCAUCGGUACCGUCUAUCAGUUGGCCAUUACGGCCACGAUCCUUUUGUCGCAGAUUCUCGGGCUUAAGUCGGUUAUGGGCACCGAUGAGUUGUGGCCGUUCCUUUUGGCUGUCACUAUUAUACCCGGCUGUGUUCAACUGCUUAGCCUGCCUUUCUGUCCGGACUCGCCAAAGCAUCUUUAUCUGGAUAAUGACGAUUCGACCCGGGCCAAAGAAGCGCUUCAAUGGCUUCGAUGUCGGGACAACGUGUCCGAGGACCUUCAGGAGUACGCCGAUGAGAAGGAUCGCGAGACCGGAUUGGACGAGACCGGGCAGAUCUCGACUAGCGACCUGUUGACCAAACGGAAAUGGCGGCGUCCAUUGAUCAUAGCCGUUAUGCUCAUGUUGGCUCAACAAAUGUCGGGCAUUAAUGCCAUCAUCUUCUAUUCCACGGACGUUUUCAUAAACGCCGGACUGACCCAAGACACCGCCCAAUAUGCUACAUUGGGCAUGGGAUUGGCCAACGUUUUGGUGACGAUCUUAUCCAUUGCCAUCGUAGAACGCUUUGGCAGAAAGACUCUUCUUUUGGCGGGCCUAUCUGGCAUGUUGAUGUGUACCGCGGGCCUUUUGAUGUGUCUCAAACUGAACCAAAAUGCGGACGUGGAUGAACAGCCGUCGAUGGUAGCCUCUCUCUCCGUGGUCAUGGUGGUCGGAUUCGUGGCCUUUUUUGCCAUCGGUCCCGGUCCCAUUCCGUGGUUUUUCGUCUCGGAGCUCUUUACACAACGAGCUCGACCGGCUGCUAAUGCUGUGGCGGUUGGCGUUAAUUGGGCGGCUAAUUUUUUGAUCUCGUGGAGUUUCCAGCCCCUUUCGGCCUGGCUAGGCUCAAAUGUCUUUGUGAUGUUUGCAGUCCUUCAAGUCAUCUUUAUUGUCUACAUCUGGAGGUUCGUGCCCGAAACCAAGGAUCGGACCGUAUUGGAAAUCCUGGCUCUCUUCCAAUGAUGGCAUCUAUAUGUAAGUCUACCAAUAAAUUGAGAAUUCUCGUUCUGUUCUUGUCAAUCAAAAUAA